AUGGAAGAGAAACAAUUAGUCCCAGCCAUAUCCCUUCGAGAUUUCGAAAGUCGCCGAGACAUCAUCACCAAGGAGCUGGUGGAUGCAUGCGAACAUGCCGGGUUUUUGAAAUUGGUCGACCACGGCAUCACCAGGGAGGAAAUAGAGGCCCAAUUCGCCAUUUCAAAGGCCUAUUUCGAUCUCCCUCUGGACGUCAAAGCACGUAUCCCUCACGAUGUCAAGACCAACAAUGGAUGGGAAUACAAGUCCCAACUCCGACCCAGCACAAACGCUAUCGACCAGAAGGAGUCCUUCUGGCUGAUGAAGAACUCGCAAUGGCCCUCCGAUGAGGAGGUUCCGGGUUUCCGAAAGACCACGUCCCAGUUCAUGGCCAAGUGUGAACGUAUUUCCGACCAGGUACUCUCGUGCCUCUCUGUCGCACUGGGCUUCGAGGAAGACUACUUCCGCAAGGCAAUGGACGUGAAUGCCGAAGACUCCCUCACUCAGCUCCGCCUGCUGCACUACAUGGCCUCGGAGAAGGGUGCGGCGGGCACGUGGCGUGCCGGCACGCACACCGACAUAGGGUGUUUGACGCUCUUGUUCCAGAGGGACGGUGAGGACGGUCUUGAAAUCUGCCCUGGACGUGAGAGCUGCCACUCUUACGGCAUCGGAGAUACGUUCACGCCAUUGUCCGCUGAAACAGGACCGAUCGUUGUCAAUAUCGGAGACAUGUUAAUGGCAUGGUCCGAUGAUCGUCUCAAGGCCAAUUUCCAUCGUGUUCGAGCAAAGGAGGUCGGCCCGUCCCCUGAUCGGUACUCGAUUGCCUAUUUCAACACGGGUAGGAAGAACGUGGUCAUGCAAGGCCCGAAGAAGACAUAG
This is a messenger RNA of Exophiala oligosperma, 858 nucleotides long. RefSeq lists its product as uncharacterized. Lineage: Eukaryota; Fungi; Ascomycota; Eurotiomycetes; Chaetothyriales; Herpotrichiellaceae. The transcript is spliced from 4 exons. The record is from RefSeq and is a predicted model, not a curated record. Gene Ontology annotation, molecular function: dioxygenase activity. Bases 1 to 858 code for a protein of 285 amino acids.